AUGCGUCUACAAAUCUUAGAGGAUUUUCUUCUAAAGAAAACUUUUGAUUUCGACCGGCCGGACAUCAACCUGUAUAAUUUUCACCCACAGCUGCGAAUUUUACUCGCCGUCAAAGGAGUUUUCUUUACAAAUAGACGCUCUUUACUCAGAUUCAUAUGGCCCUGCAUUUGCAUCCAACUGUCAAUCGUCGCCAUGACUUUAGAAGAGAUAUUCAUCUGGCGCGGAGUCACCGUCAAGGACUACUCCUUCGCUACAGAAUGUUUCUGCUACUGGGUGAUCCUGGGCUGCAUACCCAUGGUGUACGUCAGCAUUGUCGUCAAUACUAACAAGAUUUAUGAUAUCGUUGUCACUAUGAACGAGGAUUUUAUAUAUGUGUGUAGUUUGGGAGAUAGAUACAGAAAACCGUUCCUAGAAGGGCAACUCCUCAUUUGGCAAUUAUGUUACGCUUGGUUCAUUUUUGUCUGCUUCGUGGGAGGUCUAUACGUUAUUAUUCCACUGGUUGGGUUGCUUUACCAGAGCCUCUUUGCGACAAUUGAUGAAAACACAGUCAGACCUCUUCAGUUCCCGAUGUGGCUGCCAAACGAUGACCCGUAUAGGACACCUAAUUAUGAAAUCUUUUUGGUCAUCGAAUCAACGCUGAUCUUUUGUUUUGUACAAACUUUUUGUGUAUACAUCUACACGCUACUACACAUCUUACUGCAUUACUACACAAUAAUGAACAUGAUUAUAAUAGACUUCAGCGUGAUAUUCGAGGGUCUGGACGAGUCCGUGGCUUUACUCCCUCGACAUGACCCACGCAGAAGAGAAACACAACUAAUCCUAAACGCGAGGAUAGCAAAAAUUGUGAGAUGGCAUCUUUCUGUCUUUAAGGCUGUGAGUACGGUGUCCUCUGUUUACGGUCCACCUCUGGUUUACCAGGUCUCCUUCAGUUCUCUCGCGAUAUGCCUGAUAGCGUACCAGAUUGCAGAGAAACUCGACAAUGGUAAAGUAGAUAUCCUGUUUUGCCUGUUAGGCAUUGCUGCAUGCUUGCAACUUUGGAUACCUUGCCAUCUAGGCACCAUGAUUAGAAACAAGGCAUUUGAAGUCGGAGACGCGGGCUGGACGUGCGGCUGGCACGAGACCCCACUGGGCCUGAUGAUCCGCAAUGAUAUCCUCAUCAUAAUCCUGAGAGCACAGAAGCCUGUCACCAUCAAGUUCACUGGUUUGCCCAGCGUGCAGCUUGAGACUUUCUCCUCCACUAUGAGCUCCGCAUACUCGUAUUUCAACAUGCUGCGACAGUACAGCAAAUAAUUUUAAAUUAAAC
Helicoverpa armigera (cotton bollworm) is the source of this 1303-nucleotide messenger RNA. RefSeq names its product odorant receptor 13a. Gene Ontology annotation, cellular component: plasma membrane. The transcript is spliced from 9 exons. Gene Ontology annotation, molecular function: olfactory receptor activity; odorant binding. Gene Ontology annotation, biological process: detection of chemical stimulus involved in sensory perception of smell; sensory perception of smell. NCBI's taxonomy places the organism in Eukaryota, Metazoa, Arthropoda, Insecta, Lepidoptera, Noctuidae. The coding region runs from base 1 to 1290 and encodes 429 amino acids. The record is from RefSeq and is a predicted model, not a curated record.